UUUUGGACGGAGAAUGUCGUGUGUGAAUUUAGAAAUGCAUUUUUGUACGAAUAAACGUCAUAUGAUUAUGAGAUUAACUUACAGUGUAUCUUAGUAAUUAUUACAAUUAAUUGAAAAGGGAUUUGUAUACAUUUCGUGGAUAACUAAACCCGGACGGCUAGACAGUAGAAUACAACUAGGACACGUCGUUUUUCCAAGAAUAACAUUGUGAGCAUCGAGUGAAGCUUUAUUUUCUUUGUGGGCGAAAUUGUUUUGGUUUUGCAGUGGCAGAGUAGUGGUCGUAGAGUGAACUGCAGGAACAAGUUUGGAAGAUGGGAAAGAAAAAGAAGAAUCGUCAGCAAGAGGAAGCCAACGGGGAGGAGUCUACGGAGUCCGGUGACGAGACGCAGUCCAGCAUAAUUGGGGCCGUGGCGUGCCCGCACGUCGCCAAGGCGGUCGACCUCCAGAAGGUGAAGAAGUCCCUGAAGCCGAGCGGGAACAUCCCCCGCGAGUGUGCCGAGUGCGUGCGGAGCAAGGAGCCCGCGGAGGACGAGAACGAUGAGGAGUGGAGCCCCAACUUGUGGCUGUGCCUGAAAUGCGGCAACGUGGCGUGCGGCCGCAUGCGGCGCCGCCACGCCCUCAAGCACCACAGCACGCCGCACUCGGAGCCGCACGACCUCGCGCUCAACACGGACGACUGGCGGGUCUGGUGUUACUCCUGCGACGACCAGAUCCCCGCGGCACACAAGCGGAAACUGCUCGAGUGCGUGGAGUUUGUGAAGAGGCAGUCGUCCGUGCUUCUGCUGCCCUUGAACUGCAACGCCAACGUGAUCGAGGCCGCGCCCGCCGUGCAGGAUGAGCUGCCGCCAGUCGUGGACUCGAACCGCAGCGUGACCUUCAUGGCGGGAGACUCCUCCAGCAAGGCCAAGAGCACGGCAGCUGCGCCGGGCAAUCUGCCGCGCGUCCGGGGGCUGUCGAACCUGGGCAACACGUGCUUCUUCAACGCGGUGCUGCAGUGCCUCGCCCAGACGCCCUACCUGCUGCCCAUCCUGCAGGAGAUGCACGAGCCGGGCCAGAAGUUCCAGCUGGCCGGCGACCCGGACCAGGACCUGCCGCCGCUGGGCGGGGAGCUGGGGCGCUGGGGCGCGCUCACGGAGACGCUGGCCGACGCGCUGGAGGAGCUGCGCUCGGACCGCGCGGAGGUGUUCGUGCCUCGCAAGCUGCUGUCCAAGCUGACGCAGCGCUGGCCCCAGUUCGCCGGCGGUGACCAGCACGACUCCCACGAGCUGCUCCGCCACAUGCUGGAGGGCGUGCGCAGCGAGGACCUGAAGCGCUACCAACUCAACAUCCUGCGCCAGCUGGGGCUGUCGGAGAAGUGCGACCCCACCCAGGUGGAGGGGGAGCUGCGCAGCAAGGCCCGCGCGUACGGCGCGCAGCUGAGCGAGAGGCUGCUGCACCCAGAGCACGUGUUCCGCGGCUACCUCGUCAGCAUUGUGCAGUGCCAGGACUGCCACCACUCGUCCAACCGCGUCGAGAGCUUCCUGGACCUCAGCCUGCCGGUCAUCGCAGACAAGUCGCAGCCGCGGGCGUGGCGACGCAAGAGCAGCCACCGGGACGAGCCGCUGGAGGGCCCGGCCGGCGGCCAGCAGUCCAAGCACCAGCUGAAGAAGGAGCGCAAGCAGGCCCGCAAGGGGCGCAAGGGCAAGGGCAAGUCCCCCGGGUCGCCGGACCAGGCGGCCGAGGAGAACGGCGGGACCAGCAAGUCCGCCGACUCAGAGCAGAGCGACGCGGACGUGGAGGACAACGUGGAGCAGGACGCCCGGGGAGGGCAGCCGUCCCGCGACGUCCCCGAGUCCGGCUACAGCUCGGAGAAGCUGGCCAACGACAGCCCGCUGCCCAACGGGGACUCUGCGCUGGCCAGCCCCGCGGCGGACCGCCUGGCCAGCGACUUCUCCCGGCUGUCGCUGGUGCCCGCGCCGCCGCCGCUGCCCCUGGCGCUGGGCUGGCGCAACGGGGCGGCGCGUGACGAGGAGGAGGAGGAGGACGACGAGGACGACGACCUGAGCCAGAGCAGCGGCAGCAGCCGGGGCGCGGCCAGCGACAGCAGCUGGAGCCGCACGCUGGCGGCGCGCUACCAGUGCGAGGAGGGCGACACGUCGGUGCAGUCCUGCCUCAGCCAGUUCACGGCCGUCGAGCUCAUGACCGGCAACAACAAGGUUGGCUGCGAGAGCUGCAGCCAGCGCCACAACCAGGACAAGGCGGGCAAGAUGGUGUACACCAACGCCACCAAGCAGCUGCUGGUGAGCUCGCCGCCGGCCGUGCUCAUCCUCCACCUGAAGAGGUUCCAGGUGCUGCACUCCAUGUUCCGCAAGAUCUCCAGCCACGUGCACUUCCCCAUGGUGCUGGACCUGGCCCCCAUCUGCUCCGUCAAGUGCAAGGAGUCGCCCACCAUGAACCCUGAGCAGUCCCAGGUGCUGUACGCCCUGUACGGGAUCGUGGAGCACAGCGGGACCUUGCACGGCGGCCACUACGUCGCCUACGUCAAGGUGCGGCCGGAGCUGGCGGAGGACGACCCGCGGUGGGCCUUCGUGCCCCGGGACGACGGCCGGCCCCAGCGCUCCGCCCCCCGGCCGCGCGACGAGGGCGCGCAUGGACCCGCCACGGAGCCCCCGCCCGGCCGCUGGUACUACGUCAGCGACUCGCGCGUCUCCGAGGUCACCGAGGACAAGGUGCUGCAGAGCCAGGCCUACUUGCUCUUCUACGAGCGCAUCUGGUAGCGUUCCCGGCGUCGCCGCUGUCCGUGGCUUUUUGAUGACCGACAAAUUGUAGUGUGCGUGUUUGCCUGCGUACUGCGGCAACGAACGACUUCCGCGCUCUUGUCCGGGUUGCCGUGAAUUUUUGUGCUAGCUAAAAAAAUAAAAGGAGGCAUUAUCCGCACUUUCGAAGUACGUGCCCUUUGUUCGUGAAAUGAGGAGAGAGUGUCGCUUCCAGUAAUUAUUUUUUUGUGCAGUGAAGGUCUUUGCUUCCGAUUUGAAUUAAAAUUAAUGUAAUCGAUUUUUAUUGAUUUUUUUUUUUUGCAUGUGUUGUGUGCAUAUCAUUUAGAAUUUUCUUGUAAAUUUGUUCAACUAAUCAUAGUGCAGCAGAUUUUUCAAUAAUAUUUUUUCCCGGCGUGUAAAGAAAACUAACAUUACGAUGUCUCGAAUUGUGUUGUUGAGUUUUGUCGAGCGUCUUCGUUUUGCCGGACUUCCUUUUUAUUAUACAGUUUAUUUAUUUACCUUUCUUGUCACUGAGCCUGCUUAUCACUGCUAGAUGUUAGGUCCUAUUAGGAGGCUGAGUGGAACAAAGGAUUAUCCACACUAGGCUUGAAUCCUCUAGAAGUAUUUAUAUUUAAGUCUUGGCCAGUUUUUCAAAUCAUGGUUAUCAUUUUGUUUAAUCUCUCUUAACAAGAUCCUGUGUAAUGUCUGAGACAUUUGCUGGCCUGUAACUGUUUUAUCUUGCUAUCAUCCUCAAAGAAAACAGCUGAAGAAUGGAAUUGCAGGUUAUCUUAGAUUUUCAAAAUGCAACACAAAUCAUUUUUCUUCCUGUAACCUGUAACACAACUUAACUAACUAUAUGUGUAUGUUGUGUUUUAGUGGGUCAAUUCCAGUUAAUAAAAUUGAUUCCAGUGGUAUCAUAGGAUUCAGAAUCGUAUGGUUCUAGAAUUGAAGAAGGUAUAUUCUUCCUGUACAAAAAAAAAAUAUUAGUUAUUUGGAGUAACUUGUUAUUUUAAUGUGGACAUCAAAAUAUAUAUGUCUGUGCCUUAAAUGAGAAUUUUACUUCUGACUUAUUGGGCAAUUUCUGACUAUUCUGGCAACUCCUGACUAUAGGACUGAUGCCCAACUAUUUAGGUGAUUCCCGAUUAAACGGGCUAUUCCUGAAUAUCAUGAUUUUAUAUUUAUUUUUGAAUCAAUAUUUUUGCCAAUUAAAGUACUAUACCAAUUUAAUAGUUUACAGUUCAGUUAAUGAAUGAAAGUUUGCUUAGUAAUUGAUAAGUUAGGAUGAUCAAACAAAUAUUUGUCUAUUUAAUCAAUUAAAAUUUAUUUAUAUUGUUUCGAUUUUUCCAUUGAUGCUUUAGUAUUGUGUUUUGUUGGAUGAACUUUAUUCUAAUAUUGCACCUGAUUUAAAUCCAGUUAAGUGAAAGCUCUAAUCCCUAAUUUAAUAAACACUUAAUUUCAUAGUUGCCUCAAUGUUUUGUUGUAACAAGUGUUUGAUUAACUGCAUUAAUUAACAAGUAUCAUUACCAAAAAAUUUCAUUUAUUUAAUGGUUGUAGCAAGAUUUACCUUAUUUUUAAUUAAUUUAAUAUAUUCUAUUUUGUCACACUAUUAAAAGUACAGAAAACGUAUUUGCUAUAACUUAAUAUUAUUUUUAUUUACUUUAUUUAAUAUGAUUAUUAUUUUCAAUGUAUCAAGUUUUAAUAUCUAAUCACACCGGUUAAUUUCUUUUUAUAAUCUCUCGGGUACUUGAAUGAUAUUUUAGUGCCCUGUGUCCUCUUAUUGUAAUAAUUGUGACUUAAUUAAAUGAUAAAUAUAUUUUGUAGGUACAUUUUUCAAUAAAAAGCAAGUUUUAGUACCUUCAUCUUGAGUACAUAAAAGUAGUAGUUUGAUAGGCAUUAUCUUGAUGAGUAUGAGAUCUGAAUAACGCAAUGGAAAUCAAAGAAUAAAAUCUCUAAUACGAGAAUCAAAAAUGGAAUCAGAAUAUUUUUGGAAUUGACCCGACAUUUUAGUCUCAAACAUUAUUAUGAAACACAGGGCUACUUAAAGCCAGAUGACUUAAAUGUAAACCACAUUUAGUACAUUAACCCUUUCUGUCACACUGUCAUUUCCUAAAAUGAUAUUUUAUUUUUUCUAUUUAAACUUAACUAUUUUUAUUUUUUGUAGUAAAAAAUUUAGCUCUGAUUAUAAUACAUAUCAAUAUAUAAUUUUUAUAUAUAAUAUGUUUUAGUAUAACAUUUAUUUUUUUCAUAGCCCUAAAGAAUGAGGUCUACUAGAAUUUAUGCCUCUACCAUGACCCACACAUUCAAAGUUUUAAUCCAUGUAUCAUUUUAAGAUAUAAAUUGUUCACUUCAGUUGACAAGAAGACAGAAAGGGUCAACUGCAUUCAGCUGUGUGAUUUAGGCAUUAUAAUGCACAAAAAUGAUUUCCAAUUUUUUUGCAUAUCAUUUCAUGGACUAUUUUCUAUUUUGCCAAAUUCAAGGGUUUUUUAUCUGGGAACAUUCAUAGCAUAAUUAAUUUUUAAAGUUAGCCUACAAACUAAAAUGUGCACCUCUAAACCAGCAUUAUGUUUCCAAAUGAACAUUUUUAACAGGUAAAAUUUCAGCAGCAUUAAUUAUUGGUAAACAAUGUCUGAAACUUUAUUAUUUAUAUUUAAAAAAAUGUGGUCAAUAAUUGUCUGAUUUUUGGAUCCCAAUAAUACACAUUUUCAAAAUAGUGUUAUGUUUAUUAUUUAUUUAAUACAGUUAAUUAGAAUUAAAGGGUUUUGUCUUUCCUUAUUAUGAUUAUAAAGAAUGUGUAGUUGCACUGAUAAUUACUUCAAAUUCAAUAUAGAAGCUGCAGUAUUAUUAAAACAAGAAAAGGGCAUUAAGUUUUUUGAAGUUAUACUUCUUUAGGCGCGUUAUGAAAAAAUGAUGAGAGUGAAAUUUUAAGAUGCGCGCGCAUCACUGUAACACAAAAUUAACAGGUUGAAGCUGCCCGCUAAACCGCUCAUUAAGUCUCGAAUAAAAGCUACCAACAAAAUAGAAAAGAACCUCUAUUAGUCGCGCAUGUUGGCACGCUCGUCGCCUCUGAUCACUGUUUUCAUAUUUAUAAUAUUUAUCCACAUGUUUCUAGUUUCUACAUUCACAAUACGUGUUUAAUUUCAUACAAGUGCGAAUUAUGUAUGUGCUAAUAAAUUAUAUUCAGUAGUGAUUUAAAUUGAAAAUUUUGAUUAAUAUUAUUUACUAUUCGUAAAUAUUAGUAAAAAAAAAUUGUGCUUACCAUAUACUUUUUCAAGUGCUCCAAUAUAAUUGAGGUUAACUAUCCGUAUGUAUUAUUUAUUGAUAUACAUUAAAAUAUUGUUAUUUAAUGUUUA
Molecule: messenger RNA, 6085 nt
Organism: Bacillus rossius redtenbacheri
Lineage: Eukaryota; Metazoa; Arthropoda; Insecta; Phasmatodea; Bacillidae
Gene: Usp16-45
Product: ubiquitin carboxyl-terminal hydrolase 16/45
Exons: 14
Coding region: 312-2756 (814 amino acids)
Biological process (GO): protein deubiquitination
Molecular function (GO): cysteine-type deubiquitinase activity; zinc ion binding
Source: RefSeq, a predicted model, not a curated record